Molecule: messenger RNA, 11746 nt
Organism: Hydra vulgaris (swiftwater hydra)
Lineage: Eukaryota; Metazoa; Cnidaria; Hydrozoa; Anthoathecata; Hydridae
Source: RefSeq, a predicted model, not a curated record
CGAAAGCAUGCGAGAACCAUUAGUAAAAUGUUAAAUAAAUUUUUAGGUUAUACUUGAUACAAUGAGUGGUGAAUUAACCAGACUACUGGAAACUAUAUUUUUAUUGAGAACUAAAAAUAGUGAUUCCAUAGAAGUAUCGUCAACACUAAAUAAUAUUUUCAGUUUAGCUCUUAAUAUUGCUGAUAAUGAAAUUGGUUACUUUUCAGAAACACUUUUUAAUGAAAAUAAUGGAAUACUAAAGUUUUUAAAACUUUCCAUUGGUUCCAAUGAGCUUGAAAAUGCGAAAGGUGAUAUUCUAAGAUUUCUUUCUGAAUUUUGCACUAAAAAGCUUGUUAAAUUUUACAUCAAAGGGAUCAAGGAAACAUGUUUGGCUUUAUUUUUUUGUGAUACAUCUGUUAAAGUAAAGAUUGAAGUAAUACAUGUUAUUGAGAAGAUAAUGUUGCUGCCAGAUAUUAAUCAAUUUGCAGUUGAUUUGGAUAUAAAGAGUUUAAUUUCAAAAUUUUGGUCUGAGUGCUUAAAAAGUGCUAAAUACAGUUCAACAAUGAGAGGAGAAUUGUAUAACCUGAUGGGAUCAUUUGCAAAGGUGGUUCCUGAAUUAAUGACAGAAAUCAAUGAACGCCUUUUAUCUCUUUUUUUGAGUUUUUUAAAACAAGAAAUGGAGUCAACUAAGAAAAAGAAACCUGAGCUUCUAGUGAUAGCAGGUUGUCUUAAUGGAUUGUCUGGUUACCUCGUUCACUUUACUCAAUCAUGUGCUGAAAGCUCAAAAUAUGCAAGCAUCAUCAUGAAAUAUGUGAAAAUGUGUAUUUUACUUACAGAUUAUAGCAGAUAUGAUGUUCCAAAAGCUGCACUAACAUUGCUGGCUCUCCAUUCUUCCCAAUUUAAUGAGUUACUUACCUUGCAAGCAGAGCAAAUAUAUGAUGCACUGGAGUUAUGGAUAAAUCAUCAAAAUAAAGAAGUAAAGAAGAUAGCAAUUACAGCUACUGAAUCAUUUCUUUAUGAGGUUAAUUAUUCACUACUUCAACCGAUUGAAAAAAUCAUUAUUUUUAUAUUCGAAAAUAUUUUUAAUCUUGGGAAAACUGGUUUAGCUCUCUAUAUGAAAGGGAUUGCUACAUUCAUUGAUUCAGUUAGUUCAACUCAAUCAAUGCUUAAGACUAGUCUUUCUCGCAUUGUUUAUCAAAUUUUAAUUCGAACAUGUUCUCAUUCUACGUUGUCUGAAGAGAUAUCUACAGAAAAUUUAAGCAAAAAAGAUGCAUUAAUAACAAUCAAGACUUUUCUUCCCAUAUGGAACUUUUUAUUAGAAGAAAAAAACUACUCUAUUUCAGUUUAUUCACGUUCAGAACUGUGUGUGGCAUUAAAAGAACUGCUCUAUGAUUGUAUUUUGUCAGCAUUUUUAAAUGUCUUAAAUAAGUUGAACUUUGUUACUGAAAAUAAAGAAGCUGAGAAGUUAAGAGAUCCUGUCUCAGAUCCUACACUAAAUCUUGUGCCUAAGAUGCCUCAAGAUUUCAUCAUUUUGGUUAAUCUUGUGGAUUUAUUCGGAGAACUUCUCUGCAAAAAAUCUUUGGACUCAUUUUCUCGCUGGGUUUACAUCUUUGUUGAAGAAACUUUGAAGUUUUCAAUGAAACUUCCAUUUGUCAGUGGAUUUUACAAAUUGCUUAGACAUUCAUUAUGGAUUUCGGAGCAAAUUGGUUAUUUUGAGGCAAACAAUCAUAGUGAUGAAAAAGCUAGGCUGUUUAAAAUGCUAUCUGCGUUUGUUAAAGAGGUGUCUGCACGUGUGAAGCAAUUUAAAGAAGAUCUUUUGGUGUCCGCUGUCAUGUUUCUCCUUUCUUUACCUGUUUCAGUUAUAAAAGAAUCAAAAAAGUUUAUAAUUCCUAUUUUUCAAGUGGCGCUUCAACUUGGUUUAUCUUAUUAUGAAAUUGCAGAAUUGUGUUUGGAUACCCUUGAUCGACUUCAAAAGAAAUUAAAUGAAUCAGAUAUGGAGAGUAUAGUGAGAUUAGUUCUUCCACAUUUUAACGAUUACAUACAACCUAUAUUCAAAGAAGAAGAUAGUUACACAGAGCAUGUUACUUUAACAAAAAGUGAAAGAAAAGUUAAAAGAGUUCCUAUUCGAUAUCUUAGAGCUUUAGCAAUGUCACAAAAAGAUUUGUCAGAAUCCCCUUUGUUUAACCUGGAGUUGCGUGUUAUUAAGUUUCUUGGAUGCUUGGGCGGAAGAUUAAGCAUUGGUAUUUUGCAGAAUGCUGCAAAAUUUAGUAAACAUAUAGUUUGGGACACCAAUCAGCAUUUGCCAUUUGCCCUUCCAUUUCGUGAUAUGAAACCAACAAUUUAUCUAGAUAUGUUUAUUCCUCGUGUUGUGGAGCUUGCAUUGUACUCAAGCAACAGACAAAUCAAAGUAGUUUCAAGUGAGCUUUUGCAUGGAUUGGUUAUAUUUAUGCUUGGUAUAGAGUCUCAGCAACAAGGAAAACGGACUUCACAAAAGUUAUCUAUGGAGCGUUUGUAUAAAGAGAUUUUUCCAGCACUCAUCAAACUUUCUUGCAGCCAAGAGCAGGUAUCUGAACAACUUUUCAGUCCAUUGUUGUUUCAAAUUAUACAUUGGUUUACAGGAAGAUCAAAGUAUGAAAGUCCUGAAACUAUUGUUUUAUUGGAUGCAAUACUUGAUGGUGUAUCAGAUCCUGAUAAUAGUGCUGUGAGAGACUUCAGUGCAAAAUGUGUAAAAGAAUUUCUGACAUGGUCAAUAAAACAAACAACUGAAAAGCAAAUGGAAUCAAAUCCAGGAAAUCCAAGAAGGCUUUUCAAGCAAAUGAUUAGUUUAGCUUGCCAUCCCAAUCCUUAUAAAAGAAUAUCUGCUGCUAUUGUUUUUAACAAUUGUUACACUGUUUUCAGAGAGGAGGAAAUUCUUGUGAAUACAUUUAUUUUGGAGUUACUUUUAGUAUAUAUAAAUGGCCUAUCACUUUCGCAUAAAGAUGAAAAAUCAUUUGGAAGCAUUGACCAAUACGAACUGUCUUUGCAGCACAUGGAAAAGAUUAUUAAAAAGAAAUGUGAUAUAUUGCUAAAACCUUUUAAAAAUAGGCGUCACCCAAUCCAAUUUAAAGACACCACUGAUUUUAACCUUCGACACGUCAGUAUGUGGUUGCUCAGUGAAUGUGGUUCACCACAAACAGCAUGUAGACAUCAAUGCAUGAAACUUUUUAUUUCAUUUAUGUUGUUGCAAGAGGGGGUUGAAGAAUAUAUGAAAAAUGCAAUAGCAGAUAGAGACGGAGAUGACCUAUUUAGAUACUUUGAGGGAGGAGGAAUUUCAAGAAAAGGUAUUCAUCACUAUCCUACACUUCCAGAAAAGUUAAAGGCUGAGUUUUCUUUCAGCAGAGUUAUAAAUUGGCUCGAAAACCUCCUAGGUGCUCUAGAUUGUUAUAGUUGGAUUAUUAGCGCCCGGUAUCUUCCAGCACAAAAGAUCUUUAAAGGGAAUUCUACAAGUAAACUUUUUACAGCCAUAGUUUACUUUAUUGAUGAAAUAAGCUUGGUAAAUUGCAAAAAUAUGUUGAUGAAGUUUAUGCAAGAUAUUUUGCCAUCAGAAUGUGACACUUAUGAUAGGUUGAAGUGCACAAUAAUUGUUCGCAUUAUUUAUAUAAUAAGUCUUACAUUAGAAGAUGAAUUGUGGAAAGCCAACACAAUGAAAGAUAUAGGAGAUAAAAUGUUUUCAAAUAAUUUUUUAAAAGUAAUAGUGUACUGCAUGGUUUAUCCUCAGUGUUUAGGCUUUCAAGUAUCUGAUUUGGAAGUUUUGGAAAAAUUGCCUGAAGAAAUGUAUACAUUAUCUGAAAAGAUGAGAAAGUUUGCACCAGAUCACUUCUUGAAUUCUUUCUACAAUGUUUUGUCAUCUGUAUUGUGUGAAAAACAGUAUAACUUGUUGUCUCACUUACCCUUAGACAUUUGUAAUACAAAUAAUGACAUUUGUGAUAUGCUUUGUCAGUUAGCAUCUGGAUACAAGUUGCUACAUAAAUGUGAACUUUUUGCGCACUUGUUAUCAGUGGAUGUUACAGAUUUGAAAAAAAAACUUUUGGAAAGUUUAUUGGAUAGUCUAAGCAAUAAAGAAAAGGUCUCAUUCUUGCUACCUGCUCAAAUGUUACUUGCUAAUAGCUUGUUUAGAUUGUAUUUGGAAAUAAAUCCAUCUGCUGCUUUGACUGAUUUAUUUGUUAAUGAAAAGUUUUCUCAAAAUACAAAGUCUAGAGGUCUGGUACUCUAUGAUUUAUUAAGAUCAGUAAUUAUUAACUACUACAUUGAUUAUCCGUUAUCUCUUCAAAAAGGCUUUGAUAAUUCUGAAACAUUAAGUUAUGUUCAUUUAAUUAUAUUACAAGACAUCCUUGCAGAAUAUGUUUCUCAAAAGAAAAGUUCUGUUAAAAAUGUUCAACAAUUUACUUUUCAAUUUCUAAAAUAUCCUGAAAAGCUUGCCACAGGAAUCAGAUUUGAAAAAACACAAAUACAAGUUUUGGAUAUUUUUAUACUAAUCUUGAAUGUGUUUGAGGGUACAUUGAAAGAUCUUCCUUUUUUAAAUGCACUAAUAGAAGUGCUAUUCGAUUCAAAAAACUCUUUAGCAGUCAAGGAGAAAGUCAUUUCUUGCUCCCCUCACAUAUUCAAAAAAGGCUCAAGCCAGCAAUGUGCUGAUUUUAAAGUAGCAUUAGAACAUGUUGUUGCAAAUGACUUUCCUGUUAAUUCAGAUGAGUUACAAAUAAGAAGUUUAAAAUAUGCUGAGUACACCAGCUGUUUAUCACAGUUUUUGAGAGUGUUGGUUAAUUCAUCUAGUCCAUUGUUAUUUGAAGUUCUUGUCAGUGUUUUUGUUCGAGAAGUAAAAAGUGUAUACGAAAAAGUAAUUUUGCCUGCAUUGCAAAUGUUUGCAAAAAAUUUAAAGGAAAAUGAUGUUGAUAUUGUAUUGGACUUGAGUGUUAAAAUGUUUAAUGAUGAAUCUAAGUAUGCAGAUGAUAUUAGAGCUGUUAUCAUUGAUAGAGUCUGUAUUCCUUUACUAAAUGAAGUCUCUUGGAUCAGUUUGAAACAAUUUUUUCAAAGAAACAUUUUAGUUUUUACUUCACAUAUUGAUGAGAAAUUUAAUAAAUUACUGCAGUCUAAGUUAGCAAGUCAGCUGAUCAACAAGAUAUGUAGCUUUAAUGUUUUGUCAUUGAUGUAUGAGUUACUUGGCAAGGAAGAGUUGACUUCAGCCACAUCAACGAUUGUUCAAACUUUUUGUCCAAAUUCUUCUACUGGCAAAGAACUGACGGUUUUUUUGUCAAAGAGUGCUUCACAAUCAUACAAAGAGAGUUACAAUGAAAAUAACAUGGAGUUGCAAAGAAAGUAUCACUGUUCAGCUUAUAACUGUUUGAUUUCUAUCAUAUCAUGUACACAAAAUGAAAUGAAAUUUUUUGCUGGGUUACUUUUUGCUGAAAAUUUACUGAAGGGCUCCUUUGUGCUCGAAAAUCUUGUUGAUUUAAAAAAAGAAUACAAUUUUAAAUCAAAUGUUUCAUUUGAAAAAAUGAAAGUAAUGCCACUUAUAAGAAAGGCAUCUUGUGAACUUGGACACCAACCAAAUCAAAGAGAAGAGAAUGAAUAUAUUUUAUCAAACAAUCCAUCCCGGUUCUUGAUGGAGAGCAGCCUAAGUCAAGAAGUAAUGGAGUUUAGCAUCAAUAAACCAUUCAAGCCUUACACAAAUAAUGAAGAAAAAAGUCUCUCUAAUGAAGAGGAAUCAGUGGAAAGUUUUUUAGAGCUUGAUGAAUUAAAUCAACAUGAAUGCAUGAGUAAAUAUAUUUCUUUAAUCAACCAUAUGAGAAACAAAAAUAUAUAUAUCCAACCAAAUGAUAAAGAAGUUAAAGAUAUGCCGCCUUGGAUGACUUAUUUUCAUGGGAAGAUAACAAAUAAAGAUACUGAAUUCAAUGUUGUGUUAUACAUUGCAAGAAUUGUUAUCAAUGAACCUAAACUCUUUCAACCCUAUGCUCAGUUCUGGUUCCUUCCAAUAAUUGAAUUAUUGUUAAGUCAAAGAAUACUAGGUGACUAUUUAAACUAUUUUGUUGUUGGUUUGAUUGAAACCAUGUUAUCUUGGAGUCCGAAUAUACCAGAAAAUACAGCUUCAGGAUCUAUAUUAGCAAGCAGUUUGCUUGAUUAUUUGGUAAAAAACUGUCAUAACCUGGAUAGCCCUGUGUUACAAACAAAUUUGUACUUAAUAAAUGCAUUAUCUAGUUCAUGGCGAGAUCGGGUUACUUGUCCUUACAAGUUAAUUUAUUCACUUUUUUCUUUUUCAGAUCAAAAUUCAAAAAAAAAUUUAAGAGGAUUACAGAUUUUACAAUUUUAUUUAGCAAAUGGUUUUGCCCCGUUUGCCACUCAAAUUUCUGGUUUAACUGAGUAUGAUUAUUUUCUUGCUUUGUCUAAUAACUUAUUAUUUACUUAUAAAGAAGUGUAUGCUACAUGCGCUGAAGUUUGUGGAAUAUCUCUUAAGUAUUACUUUUCAAAGUGUGAGUCUCCAAAGGUUCUUUUAGAAAUGGUUCAAGGAAGCUUGUGUGAGCUUUCAAAAAACAACAAAGAAAAAUUUAUUGUUUGUUUGCAUAGCAUUCAAAUAAAUUAUCCUAUGGUUGUUGACAGGUUUAUUUCUCAAUUACUAUAUUGCACUAGCAAUAUGUUUGGAACAUUAAAAACAAUGUGCAUUCAGUGUCUUGCAUCUCGAACAGAACAAUUAGUUAAUGAACAGCAAACAAUUUUCUCACAAGUCAAAGGAAAAGAAAUUGAUUAUAUUCUCAACACAAAUGAUGAAGAAACUCAAAUUGGUGGUCUUGCACUAAUUGAUGGUUUGUUGAAAGGGUUAUCGCUGGAACAACUGUUACCAAUACUCAAAAAAAUUGAGCCUUUGCAGAAAAGUAUCUUUGUUAAAGUUAGAGAAAUUGUUUAUAAAAUAUUUAUGAAAUGCUUUGACCAUUUUAAGGAAAAAAGAGAAGAGGAGACAAGUAAGUUGAUUUUACAAAUUUGCAAGGAGACUUUGUUAGUUGGUAUAGCAGACAAAAAUACUGACCUGAACUUAGUUUUAUUAAAUUUUUGGAGAAAGGAACUAUCUGAAAAUACUAUUGAACGAUUUACUGAAAUUCUUACAACUUUUUAUUCAAGCAAAACAGAAAAAGAAUAUAUAAGUUAUUCAACCAACUUGAUACUGCAAUUAACAUCACUUAGUCCUGAUUACUCUCUCCCUUUGUUUUCAAUGGGAUUGGAUGAAGAAAAAACUUAUAGUAGUUUUGAUGUGAAAUUUUCCUGGCAGCAUCAGAAGGCUUCUUUGACUCCAUUGUUUGUUUCUUCCCAGCAUUCAAACACUUCUGGUACCUACAGUAAAACCCAGGGCAACGAGGAAGUUGUUCCAACCAAGUUGAACCAAGUUGUUCGCGCAACUCAAAAAAAGUUGGAUUUUUCUCAAACUCAUCAGAUUGAAUCUUCUAUUGAUUGGAUGAGUCCUACAAUACAAAUAACUCCACAGGAAAUGCUACCAGGCUUAAAUAUUCAAACUAAUAGCAAAAAUAGAAAAAACAAAAAUGAGUUCAGUAAACCUUCUAGCAAAGAUUUUAGAUUUAGACAUUUUAAAAAUAAAAGUGAAGAGAGCUAUUACUUUGCUUCCUUGGAAAAAAAGCGUCAAAAAUUGAGAGAAUCUGCUUUAGAGAAAAGAAAAAUUGCCCGGGAUCAAAAGGUGGUCAUGUAUAGAAAGUAUAGAAUUGGUGAACUACCAGACAUUAUGAUCAAACAUUCUGAUUUAAUUGUUCCUUUGCAAGCUCUGGCACAGCUUGAUCAUAAAAUUGGGCAACAAUUAUUUGUAUCAAUAUUUUUAGCAAUACUAAAUCAACUUUCACAGUCUAGCGAAUCAAUUUUGUUGAAGAUUCAAAACACCCUGAAUAUUAUUAUGCAGUCUUCGAUAUUCUAUGAUUCAACUUUUAUUAAUGCAGUUGAAACUGUUUGUUUAAAAAACAAAGAAAUGAACCUAGAGCCUCAAGUUGUGAGCAGUGCAAGUAUUAUUAGCUUGCAGCAACCUAUUGGGAUUUUGUUAAUUGAAAAACAGCUUAUAAGUUUGAAGAAUAAUAUUGAAGAGCCAAAAAGUAAACGUCUAAGAGCAGACUCACAGCAAGAAAACUAUAUGGUUUGGUCAGAGCUUGCCAAAAUCUACACUUCAAUUAAAGAUUUUGAUUUUGUGCAAAGCAUUUUUUGUUCUCAAAUAUCUACCAAUGAUGUUGUAAAGCGUGCGUUAGCAGCUGAAGCAACCAAUGACUACAGCACUGCACUUCAUAUCUAUAGAAAGGCUUCUCAAAAAGAGAAUUGGGAGAUAACUCCUUCAUAUGAAGAAGAAGAAUACUGGGAUACUGCUCGUUUAAGAUGUUAUGAAAAUUUGGGUAUGUGGACAAACUUGAAAGACUUCACAUUAAAGUCUAUUGAACAAAUAAACGAUAGUGAUGAUUUUGAUUGCAAGAAAAUGUGGGAAAAUGACAUUUUACAGGAAAUUUAUUUACCUUGUUACAUAAGAAGUAACAUCAAACUAAUGGUUGAAGAAAAAUAUGACCUGGUUCACAAGGAAUUUCAAAGUUUUAUUGAUUCUUCUCUAUCAGAUGAAUAUAGCAAAUGUCAAUUACAGAUGCGCUUUUGUGAAGAUUUGGCUUUACUUAAAAUACUACAAGACAAUUAUGGGGCUGCGCAUCACUUUCUUAAAAUUGCAGAAACCUCAUUUCUUGAUGAAUGGUCACUAACAAGUCAAUUUAUUAAUGAUGAUUGCAUGAUAAAGUUAAACAAAUUGCAAAGAGUGGAAGAGAUGAUCAGCUUUGUCAGUUUGAUGACAAGUGACAAUUAUAAAGACACUGCUAAAGUUCAGGAGUUUUUUUCUUAUUGGUCAAAUCGACUUCCUGAUCCUAAAAAGCAUUCAACUAUAGCAUGGAAUGAUAUUGUUCUUAGUCGUUGCGCUUUCAUUAAGAAGUUCAAAUCUGUAUAUUUAUCAGACCGAGUUAUGCUUGACUAUUUGGAAGGCGAAGAGAAGAAAAAUAUUUUAAAGCUUGUAGAUGUUGCAACAAAACAGGGAAAUUUUGCUGUUGCAAAACAAUACUUGAGAGAUUCACAUGAUGUUAUACUUAAAGAGGUAAACAAUGUAUCAGCUGUUGGGUUACAUUGGAGACACCUAUAUGCUAAAGUCUAUUGUAAAACUGCAAAAAAGUUUCAGAACGAUAUUGGGGCUAAUUUUACUGCAUUGGUUUCUGUUAUUGGUCAUCUAGAAAAAUGUCAAUCCUUUGACAAAACCAUUGCUACAAAUCUUCUUGAGUUUGAUGGAUGGAGAUGUUUGUUAUUGUGCAAUAGCCGUUUACAAAAUGAUGAGUUCAAGCUUAUUACAUGUGAGAUCAAAAAGCUUGCAACAUUAUCACAAUUUGAAGGUGACAAAUUAGAAUUUGAAAAAACAAUAAAGGAGAAAGCUUGGACAGCAUUAAGUUUGGCUUAUGAAAAAUCAGUUACGUGUAAGAUUUCUACUGACUUGGAUAGUAAACUGCAUCACAAAGCAUAUAUGGAGAUGUUUUUAUAUUGUGAUGAGCUUAUUGAAAAUGAAGAAAAUUCAGAAAUGAAAUGCUGUUAUGCAAAAACAAUGGUUGAUAGUCUUUUAAAAGCAAUGGCAAUGAAUUCAUCUAAAGCGCGCAUUGCUUUUCCAAGAUUGUUGCAAGUUGUUAACUUGUUUCCAUCCACUGGCGAACUUUUUGAAAAACAGAGCAGUCAAGUACCAUGUUGGAUGUUUUUAGGUUGGAUUAAUCAAAUUGUUUCAAUGAUAGACAUGCCUAUAGUUGUCCAUUUAAAACCAAUUAUUGAUGGUAUAGUAAAAUCAUAUAAACAAGCAUUGUCUUACCCUCUGAAAGUAAGCAGCAAACAGUUUACUUUCUCCACUGUUGACUCACAAAACAAAGAAUAUUUGAAGUGGCUACUGAGAUGUAUCAAUAUACCAGUUAUAGAUGAAUUUGCAAGAGCUCUCUAUCAGCUUUCUGAUCCUGUCAGUCUUGUUAAGGAUUUUCUUGAGCAAAUAAAGGGUUAUGUUUCAAAUGGUUCAAAAGAUGAAAUAAGAAAAUGUUAUAAAUCCAUCAAUGAUUUGUUGUUAAGUGCAAACAGUAGACAAAGUUCAGAAUCUAUACUGAAAGGGCGCGUUUUCAUAGAAUUUGCAAAGAAAUUUUCAAGUUAUGUGGAAUCUCUGUUUGGUAAAGAUGGCGAAAAAGUUCUUAAGAUGUCAUUAAAUGAGUUUCAAGAAGCAACUCAACAAAUCAAUGAAAAGCUCAAAGAGUAUAAAAGUAUAAAUGCUUCGCUGAGUGAUUACUCACCUUGGCUGUCCAGUUUCCAACCAGAUUCUUUUCUAGAUCGACUUGAAAUACCUGGUCAAUAUACAGGUGAAAGCAAACCAAUAGUUGAGUACCAUGUAAAAAUAAAUGGGUUUGAUGAAAAAGUUUUAGUUAUGAAUUCCUUACGCAAACCAAAAAAGAUAACAAUUAGAGGUGAUGAUGAAAAAGAUUAUUACUUUCUUGUUAAAGAAGGAGAAGACUUACGACAAGAUCAGCGUGUUCAACAAGUUUUUGUAUUGAUGAACAAAAUACUUCAAAAUGAUUCUGUUUGCUGUAAUCGUCUGCUAAAACUUAAAACUUAUCAAGUUGUUCCUAUAACAUCACGUUUGGGAAUGAUUGAGUGGGUUAGCAACACUAUUCCAUAUUUUGAUUUUCUAUACAAUGAUGAUGAAAAGAAAGUUCUUCAUGGACCAAGUGGUCCUAUAAAAAAGUAUAAGCAAUUUUAUGGCAAGUUUGAAAAUGUAUCAAAUGUAUAUAAAUCAGCUAACCGUAGUGAAACUGUCAAAGUAUUUGAAGACUGUGUUUCAACUGUUCCUUGGGAUUCCUUAAGACGUGCAUUUGAAAAGCUAGCAUUAUCUUCUGAAGCUUACUUUGUACUUCGGAAAAAUUUUAUACAGUCACAUUCUUGUCUAUGCAUAGCUCAUUACAUAUUAGGCAUUGGUGAUAGACAUCUCAAUAAUAUGCUUAUUGAUAACAAAACCGGUGGCGUUGUUGGUAUUGACUUUGGUUAUGCAUUUGGUAUAGCAACUCAGCUUCUAAAGUAUCCAGAAUUAGUUCCAUUUCGUUUAACACAGCAAAUGUUGAACCUCUUACUUCCUCUGAAAGAUGUAUCGCCUUAUAAACAAUCUAUGAUAGUGGUGUUGCAAGCACUGCAACAACAUUCAAAGAUGUUGAUCAGCACCAUGGAUAUUUUUAUUAAUGAACCACUGAUUGAUUGGCAGAAUAAUGCUAAGAAAUACGAAUCAUUGGCUUUGUUAAAAGAAAGCUCUCCUGACUGGUAUCCAAAACAGAAGAUAAAUAUUUGUAAGCAGAAACUCAACGGUGUAAAUCCUGCAUUUAUAACAAGUGAAGAACUUCGAAAUUCUUUUUUACAUACACGAGACCAACUGUUGUUGGAAUCUUAUAUCAGCAUCGUUGAAGGGUCCUCUCAACACAAUAUACGUAAGAAAUUAUUAGAUCGAACUAAUAAUCCAGAAAAAGAAUUUUUAACAGUCGAAGAGCAAAUUGAUUGUUUAGUAGAUCAAGCAACAGAUCCUAAUUUGCUUGGUCGUGCAUGGAUUGGAUGGUUUCCGUGGAUUUAAAAACAAUUCAUAAUAAUAAUUUACAUUUGAUUAAAAAAAAAAUAAAAAACAAGUAAAUUUUUUUCAUUGUAAAUAUAUUUUAGUAAUAUACAA